ACAGUUAAAGUGACAGUCGAUAAUGCAGGAGAAACAGAGUACAAGUGUGGAGCAUACAGGAGAAACUAUGACUACUACUACAACAACUACUACAACUACUACACAGAGCUCAGUGAUCCUGUCAAGAUUACAGUGAGAGAGAGACCACAGGCAGUACUGAGUGUAUCUCCACACAGCUGGCUGACUGAAGGAGACUCAGUGACUCUAAGCUGUGAGGUUACAGACUCCUCUACAGACUGGACAUUCAGCUGGUACACAGUUGUUCCCUACAGAGACGGAUUAACUGAAAUAAAGAAUAAUCGUGGCUAUAUUGUGUAUGUGGAGCUCAUCUCAGACAGCAGCAGAGGAUCUGGAGGCAAAUAAACUCUCAGUCCUGCUGCUCUUAUACACACAGGAGUUUAUAUGUGCAGAGGAGAGAGAGGAGAACCAGCCUUUUACACACAGUACAGCAAUCUACAGCCACUAUGGAUCACUGGUGAAUCUCCUCCAGUCUCUCUGAUCAUCAAUCCCAGCAGAACUCAACACUUUACUAAAGACUCUCUCUCACUGAGCUGUGAGGACCAGAGUAAGUCUACUGGAUGGACAGUGAGACGAUACACACACAGUGAGAGAGUGUUAGAUUGUUCACACUGGGGAUCAGUUACAGGAUCUACAUUUAACUUCAGCUUCCUCUCCACAUCCUACACUGGAGUUUACUGGUGUGAGUCUGAAUCUGGAGAAAACAGUAAUCCUGUCAACAUCACAGUGCAUGAUGGUGGUGUGAUCCUGGAGAGUCCUGUCCAUCCUGUGACUGAGGGACAUCCUCUGACUCUACGCUGUUUAUAUCGUACACAUAAUGCCUCAAACCUCACAACUGUUUUCUAUAAAGAUGGAUCAGUUCUCCAGAACCAGACUACAGGAGGAAUGAUCAUCCAAAGUGUCUCAAAGACAGAUGAAGGUUUCUACCAGUGUAAGGUUUCUCCACAGAGUAGAAAGUCACUGAAAAGCUGGGUCUCAGUCAGAUGUUCUAGGUCCACUAGUACAACCUUAGCUUCUAUUCUGAGUUUGGCAUUUCUGAUCAUUUUAUUAAUCUUACUGCUGGGGUUCUGCAAAAUAAAGAGAGAAAAGCAGAAAACCAAUCAGACAUCAGAACAGAAUCAGAGCCGAUCAGGAGCUGAAGACUCUCAGUCAGGACACACACCACUUCAGGCUGGAAGUGAUAAUAUUUAUGACACGGUGGAACAGGCAGAUAUGAGAGGAACAGGUGAAGCUGCAGCUGAGAGCAACGAAGCCACUUACGCACAGGUCAUGAAGGAAAAGAAGGCAAAGAGGAACAAUGAUCUUGAUGGUGAGCUCAGUGGUGGUGAUGUGACUUAUGCUCAACUUGAAGUACAACCAAAGAAGUCGUCUAUGCAAGAAAAAGAAAAGGCCAGUGUGGAUGCUGAUACUUUAUACUCAGCAGUGAAGCUGAACAACAAGUGAGUCAUGUGUCGGUGUAUGGAGCUGAUGGAGCUGUGGUUAUAUGACAUGUUAUUUCUGUUACUUCUGUUUUCUUUUGCUUAUGAGCACUUUCUUUCACCUAUCUCCCUCAUAUGUAAGCACAUACCUGCAUUUAACUGUGUACAUAUAGAAUAACAAUCUUUUAACAAUUAUUUAGUGCAGUCCAUCAUGGUACACAUGAAAACGUGUUUGGCCAGAUGAAAAUCCUGAGCUA
This is a messenger RNA of Tachysurus fulvidraco (yellow catfish), 1693 nucleotides long. RefSeq names its product low affinity immunoglobulin gamma Fc region receptor III-like. Lineage: Eukaryota; Metazoa; Chordata; Actinopteri; Siluriformes; Bagridae. Gene Ontology annotation, biological process: cell surface receptor signaling pathway. The coding region runs from base 403 to 1461 and encodes 352 amino acids. Gene Ontology annotation, molecular function: transmembrane signaling receptor activity. The record is from RefSeq and is a predicted model, not a curated record. The transcript is spliced from 11 exons.